This is a messenger RNA of Grus americana (Whooping crane), 3999 nucleotides long. Its product is annotated as ubiquitin carboxyl-terminal hydrolase 38-like. Gene Ontology annotation, cellular component: nucleus; cytosol. Lineage: Eukaryota; Metazoa; Chordata; Aves; Gruiformes; Gruidae. Gene Ontology annotation, biological process: ubiquitin-dependent protein catabolic process; protein deubiquitination. The record is from RefSeq and is a predicted model, not a curated record. Gene Ontology annotation, molecular function: cysteine-type endopeptidase activity; cysteine-type deubiquitinase activity.
AUGCUCCGGCAGUGGCAGCUGCAGCAGCAGUGGUCGCAGCAUGAUGAGGGCAUUGGCAGUGCUUAUCGAGCUUCUCGGCUGGAUCCUGGUUAUGAGCCUCGGGGGUAUCCCAGAGCCCGUGUCGAUCAAGCUACUUGGUGGAAUCCUGUUCCUGAGCCGGGGGGGCAUCCCAGAGGAGGAGUAAAACCAUUCCCGAGCCAGGGCAGCCGGGAGGCCGAGCUGCACCUCUCCGUCUCGCAGGUGACACAGGUCAGCGGGCUGCUGCAGAGCGUCUGGAAGGCCGAGCCCGACACGCUGCUGCCCUCCCUGCAGGAACUCUUCGCUGUCAUCUCCACCGCCGACGCUGUCUGCACACCUGCGUGGUCAAGGGAGGCAGCAGCUGCUGAGAGGGAGCGGGAGCAGCGGCUCCUGGCCGAACGGCUGCACUCCAAAUGGGAGCAGCAGCAGGCACGGGAGCUCCAGCGGCUGCGGGAGCUGAACCAGCGGCAGCGGGCGGCGCAGAUCCGCCAGCUGCUGCGCUCAAAGGAGGCUGAGCUGCGCGAGGUGCAGGGGAUGCUGCAGCAGCAGCGUGGCGACGCCAUCCGUCAGGCAUGGGACCUGCAGCAGCAGCUGGCCAAGGAGGUGGUGAGAGGAGCCUGGAGCAGCAGCCGGGCCUGCGUGAAGCUCCAGGACAUCCUCGGCAAGCUGCGCUGGGACACCAAUGGCGAGCAGGCUGCCCGCAUCCUCCGCCUGCAAGACGAACUGCUGCAACAGAGGAGACUCUUCCAAACUUACAUCUUGGAGCAGUUCAAGGACCAGCAGCCUGCUUCCUGCAAGGAGGCCAGGGCUAAGGCUACGAACUGGCAGCGCCUGCAGACCCUCCUGGGCACUGGGACCAUCGGGCCCUGCUCUUUGGAGAGCCUCACAGCAUCUCCCUCCUGCCAUGCUGGCCUCCAGGAGGAAGGGAGCGGCGUGGAGGUUUUGCUCGAGGCUGUGGGGCAAGACUUGGCGCCGCACAGCUUGCGCUCCCCGCCACAAGGAAGUGCCGGCAGCGGGCGGUCUGUGGCAGAGGUGGGCGUUCAGACCGAAUCAGAGAAUCAGGAGGACUGGCUGCUUGGGAGCAGUCACAGCAGGCUGCUGGAGCAGAACGCCUGCCUCCAGAGCGCCCUGAAAGACCUGGAGAGGCGGUGCCGUGCCCUUCAAGAGGAGAACUGUCUUCUGAGGAAGGGAAGCUCUCCUGAAGUGCGGGAGGAGGUGGAGAAGCUCCAGCAGAAGAGUGCUAAGCUGCGUCUCCUUAGCAAGCAGCUGCAGGAGCGAGCCAGGAAACUGCAGAGCAUCCAUCAGCUGAUCAAUGCUCGAGGCAGCCGGGAGGCCGAGCUGCGCCUCUCCGUCUCGCAGGUGACACAGGUCAGCGGGCUGCUGCGGAGCGUCUGGAAGGCCGAGCCUGACACGCUGCUGCCCUCCCUGCAGGAACUCUUCGCUGUCAUCUCCACCGCCGAUCCUUCAUUCGAACCUUCUGUUGCACUGGCAAGUCUUGUGCAGCACAGACCAUUACAGAUGAUUGCAGUUCUCAUCAGGAGCCUGACUACAGAUCCAAAUGUGAAAGAUGCAAGUAUGACUCAAGCUCUGUGCAGAAUGAUUGCCUGGUUGUCUUGGCCUCUGGCUUAGCAUGUGGAAACACAGGUGAUUGCACUGCUGAAAGGCCUGGCUGCAGUCCAGACAUUUACCAUCCUCAUUGAUGUUACUCUGCUUACGAUUGAAUUGGUCUUUAAUCGACUUUGGUUUCCUCUAGCGAGGCCUGGUGCCCUUGCUGUCCUUUCCCACAUGUUGCUUAGUUUUCAGCAUUCUGCAGAAGCUUUUCAUUUGAUUGUCCCACAUGUGGUCCGUUUGGUUCACUCAUUCAAGAGAGAUGGCUCACCUUCCAGUACAGCCUUUUUGAUACAAUUGACUGAGUUGAUCCAUUGUAUGAUUUAUCAUUAUUCAGGAUUUCCAGAGCUCUGUGAAUCCAUUUUGGAAGCUGUUAAGGACAUGCCCAGGCCCACUGAAGAACAGAUUAAGGUGGCUCUCAAUCAGAGCGCAUGGACGUCACAGUCCAGCUCUUCGCCAUCUUGUUCAUCUAGACCUUCUGGGAAAUCGGAAACUGGGAAGACAGGUCUAAUUGACCUAGGAAAUACUUGCUACAUGAACAGUGUUCUUCAGGCACUCUUUAUGGCUACAGAUUUCAGAAGACAUGUUUGAUCUCUGCAACUACAUGGAUGUAACUUACUAGUGGCAAAACUACAGCAUCUUUUUGCAUUUUUGGCCCAUACCCAGAGAGAGGCGGCAUAUGCUCCUAGAAUUUUCUUUGAGGCUUCCCGACCACCAUGGUUCAGCCCUCGAUCCCAGCAGGAUUGCUCAGAAUAUCUCAAAUUCCUGCUAGACAGGCUGCAUGAAGAAGAGAAAACCUUGAAAACUUUGUCUUCAGCAAAGACUUCUGAAAGUAAACCCAAUGCAAAGUCCCAGAAACAAGAAGCUGUCAAUAAGGCAAAAGUAUUUGCUGAAGCAUCUGGUAAGGGAAGUGAAGAAAGAACUCUGAUCGAGAAGAUGUUUGGAGGAAAAGUGAAGACUACUGUACGCCGUCUGAAGUGCAAAAGUGUGUCUCCAUAGGAAGAAGCUUUCACAGAUCUCUCUCUGGCUUUCUGUCCUGGAACUACUGAAGGGAAAGGCGACAACGUGGUGCAAACUCAGACCUCACCGAUGAGUCCUGCUGGGAAAAAACCUCUCAAGUUGGAAGCAAAUGGUGGAUGUGACCCAAGAACAAAGAAAGGAACCACAAAGGAUUUUUCUGCUGAGCCAAAGUCUGAGAAGACUACAAAUUCUGAACACAACAAAGGUCAAGGUAAGAAGAAAAUGCCUCAGAGGGUAGUAGGUGAAAACCCUCUGUCAGCUACAGAUUUACUGCAUUAUUUUCUGGCGCCUGAGAUCCUCAGUGGUGACAACAAGUAUUACUGUGAAAAGUGUGCCUCUCUACAGAAUGCUGAGAAAACUAUGCAAAUCAUUGAGGAACCUGAAUACCUCAUUCUCACUCUUUUGAGAUUUUCCUAUGAUCCAAAGUGUCACGUAAGGCGCAAAGUCUUAGCUAAUGUGUCUCUGCCACUUGGUUUGAAACUACCAGUCCAAAGAGUAGCAUCCUCUCCAGGUGUAGUUUCAAGAGGUUGGUCUGUUGGUGUCGAGGUGUCUGAUAUUGGAGAAAAUAUUGCUAAAAAACUAAAGCCCUCAGGUGCUGAUGAAGUGACUCGCCCACGAUUGGAGCCCUGUUUGUUAAGCUCCGUGGUGAUGCAUUCUGGUGUAUCCUCUGGAAGUGGACAUUACUCUUCAUAUGCUAGAAAUGUUCCUGGGUCAGGGCCUUCAGGACCCUGCCAGCAGUCUACAGGUGAUUCUUUAGUUUCUCCUCAGGCUCAGUUGUUGACAGGGGAGAGUCGUCCUACUGUUGUAGAAAGUGACACUGAUAAGUCAAGAGAAUGGUUUCUGUUCAAUGACAGCAGAGUGACAUUUCCCUCAUUUCAGUCAGUCCAGAAAAUGACCAGUAGAUUUCCAAAGGACACUGCUUAUGUUCUGUUCUACAAAAAACGAAAUAGCACCCGUGGCUUCAAUUCGGCAAACGGAGACCCUCCCCUCCAGAAAGACCUCGUGGAUGCAAUUAUGAAAGAUAACAAACGAUACUUGCGGGGUGACCUAGCAGAGAUGUACCCUGCGCUGAAGAGUGUCCUGCAGGAAGGUGACAGACGAUUACAGGGCAACGCUGUGACCUGCCUGACAGCAAAGGUGCCCAGUGGCCGCAGAGCAGCCCAGGGUGUGAAGGUGGAUGCCGGUCUUGUCCUGUUGGCUCUGUCCCACUCCCACGUCAAAGUUGUGAUGUCUGAGAUCUGGGGCCACCUGAAGACUCUGGCAGAGAUCUCCAGGGAGUUUGUGUUCCAUGUUUUGAUAUCUUGGGGCUACAAAGUGCUGGGGUUCUGGGAUGCUAAGGCUACAGUUGGCUAG